AUCUGACCCAAACAGCACAGUCCAUUAGGCAUUAGCAUAGCUGUCCUUCCCAUCUCAUCACUGUGUAGAGUGAGAGUGCGUCAGAAAGAACCUCUUGUAUUUUUAACAUAGAAGUCAAAACCUCUUCUCCAUAAAACUUCAUCUCCAAUUUUGAUAUUUGUUGGAGAAAGAAAUCAUGGAUGGCAUUACAUGUUUGGGAGUGUCCUAAAGACCUAAACAUUUCUCAGAACUAAUCAUAUGCACAGGUUUCCUCUUAGCUUUAUAAUAUUGAUGAAUGAAGAAUAAAUGAAAGAUUGUUUUCACUUCAACUUCAAUACAUGCUUGUUUCAAGGAGAAACUACAUUCACUGGCUAAAAUGAUUAUCACUAAACACAACCCACUUUGGGAGAGCUUUUUGAUUUUUUCAGUACUCAAUUUCCUGGUCUAGAAUGAUAAUGAUAAGUAUUUUGUGAAUGUCAGGAUCAACUAAUCUACUAUGAUUGAUUUUUUAUUACCGUUACAGUUAGUUUAUUCUGACUUUACAGUGUUUGUUGUGGAGAGAAGUUUCUAAAAAACAUCAUGGUAUAAUUUUUGUCUAUGACAGGGGAUUAUAUAUCUUGGCCAUAUUGUUUGAGAGAGGUAAAUAGUUGCAUGAGUUUGUAGAAGAAGGAAUUAUGGCACACAAUUUGGGACAAAAAUACACCGGCAACAUUGCAAAAACACUAUGUUGAGAAUCUGGAGCAUGAUGAUGAAUAGCAGAAGAAGGCUUGGUGUUGCUUUGUUUCAUUUCGGAGGGAGUACUUCUGAAUCUUUGUGUUGUUAAAAUAUUUUUCAUAAAAACCAGUUGUAUUUUCUGGCAAGGAAAAGUUCCGUUCCCAAAACAAAACCAAAGAAAAAUGGGUGUUGAAUGGGCUGAGUUACCGCAAGAAAUCAUAGAAUCAAUCUCGAAAAGGUUAACAAUCUACGCCGACUAUAUUCGAUUCCGAUGUGUCUGUCGCACCUGGAAUUCCUCUGUCCCUAAAACCCCUCUCCAUCUACCACCUCAACUCCCAAUACUCAUGCUUUCUGACGAAUCCUUCUUCGACCUCUCCACCAACAAAAUCCACCGCCUUAAUUUCCCUCUACCUUCUGGGCCGACCCGUAUUUGUGGUUCUUCUCAUGGAUGGCUUGUCAUUCUGGAUGAAACAUCCAACCUCAAUCUUCUUAACCCUGUAACACAUGCCACACUCUCUCUUCCUUCUCUCCACACUUUUCCAUAUUUGGUUAAAAAGCUUUUCGCAUUUAAUAAAAACAACCUUUACCUUAUCAAAGUUGUCUUGUCAUCUAACCCCUCCCCCAACGAUGAUUUCGCGGCAUUCGCUAUUCUCGGUCUUAGGCAUCUAGCAUUCUGCAGAAAGGGCUGCGAUUCUUGGGUUCUCCUCGAUGCGAAUGUGGGUGACCACUGGACUGACGCCGUAUACAAGAACGGUUCGUUUUUUGCUAUGAGCACGAGUGGAAUAACGGCGGUGUGUGAUGUUGUUGAAGGUCCUCGAGUCUCCUAUAUUCCGCCACCAACCUCUUUAUAUUACAAUGAUGUUUUCUACGCUGUGUUCUCCGGGGAAGAAAUGUUAUUGAUCCAACGAUGUUGUACAGAGGAAUAUGAGCCUCGGGAUUUUGAACCAUACCCUGAUAUGUCGACAGUGAAAUUCUGGAUUUAUAAGAUGAAUUGGAAUAUGCUGAAGUGGGAAGAAAUUCAAACUCUGGGCGAACACUCAUUAUUUAUAGGGAAGAAUUAUUCGCUUUCUUUCUCUGCUGCUGAUUUUGCUGGAUGUUGUCCAAAUUGUAUCUAUUUCACUGACGAUAUUGGUGGGAAACAUGAUCAUGGUAUCUAUAGUUUAUCAGAUGAGAGCAUUGAGCUGUUGCCCUGUGAUCCACAAAAUUGUGGUUUUGGAUAUCCAGUUUGGGUCACUCCAAAUCCGUGAUGAGCUGAGAAUCUUAAUGGUAUAAUGUUUAGCUAGCUGUUUUGUGUUUAUUUUUAUUGUACAUGUGUUCCUUCCUUUGAAAGGAAACCAUUACUCUUAUUUAUGCCUAUUGUGUUGUUUAACAACUUGCUUCCCAUGCUCAUAUAUGAAGUGCUGAGCAUCUCAAGCUGUCUUGCUUUACCUGUACAUUAAGAGAGAUGGAGCAAAUUCAAAUGUAGUCUUUAUGAUCUAUUUGAUGUGUAUUUUGAUUAAA
Messenger RNA from Medicago truncatula (barrel medic), 2193 nucleotides. Its product is annotated as F-box protein SKIP23. The coding region runs from base 876 to 1940 and encodes 354 amino acids. The transcript has 2 exons. Gene Ontology annotation, molecular function: protein binding. The record is from RefSeq and is a predicted model, not a curated record. Lineage: Eukaryota; Viridiplantae; Streptophyta; Magnoliopsida; Fabales; Fabaceae.